Messenger RNA from Parus major (Great Tit), 3169 nucleotides. RefSeq names its product trafficking protein particle complex 3 like (gene TRAPPC3L). Gene Ontology annotation, cellular component: TRAPP complex; cytosol; cis-Golgi network membrane. The transcript is spliced from 5 exons. NCBI's taxonomy places the organism in Eukaryota, Metazoa, Chordata, Aves, Passeriformes, Paridae. Gene Ontology annotation, biological process: intra-Golgi vesicle-mediated transport; endoplasmic reticulum to Golgi vesicle-mediated transport. The record is from RefSeq and is a predicted model, not a curated record. Bases 945 to 1490 code for a protein of 181 amino acids.
CAGCAUGGCAUUCAGAGGAGGCUGUAUAUUUUAACUUCCUUUCCUGAGAGGACUUGGUUGGAAUGUAUGUGCAGGUAAGUCCUAUAAGAAAUGACAACUACCUGAUUAAAUUCACCAGUGACCAUAGUCGAAGUUCAUUGCAAAUCAAAGACACCAUGUAGGCCAAAUUUAGCACAGGGGAAAACAGAUGAACUGAGCCUGGAUGUUCAUUGCAAGGAUAUUAAGAUAUAGGGGCUAUAGCAGGUUAAGAAUGAUAGAAUACCCCCUAGAAACAUUGUUAGUCAAAGUGCCAUUUGCACAAGCUGGCAGCGGUACAGGUGCAGAAUUUAUUCCUCUGGGAAGCUGAGUUUUCUCAAUCUACCCUGGCAACUUUACAUAAACAAGGUGGUAGCAGUGCCUUAAAAGCCACACUUCCCCAGCUAAGGCAGACAUUAAUUCCCCAGACUACAGCAGUCAGAGCUGUCAGAAGACUAUAGCUUCUUUAGAUGGAAAACAAUCAAUUUUUAUUUCCCUUGUACAGCGGUAUCUUGCAAUUGUGUUUUUAUUCUUCAGAGCAGAAGUUUUUGUUAGCUCUCCAAACACCAAAGUCUGAUACAAACAAAGGAAUAAAUUUACUGUCCCUAAAAUUGUAAAACCUGUCCUGUUUGACAUGUCUGUUAGCUGUGUUUGUGAUUACAAACUGUUCCUAUGGACAGAGUGAUUAUUUAUGUAGUGGACAGUGGCAGAUCUGUUGCCAGUCAAAUUCCUCCCAAAGGGCUCGGUGCACGCAGGGAAUAGGAGGAGCAUCAGCAGCAUUACAGACUGCAGCAAACACAUCUCAUGCAAAAGACAGAAGAGCACAGAGGAGAAAAGAGAAGAGAAAGAGGAAUGAGAGAAAACUAUGCUGCUUGAGGAAGAAAAUAUAUAAACUGACAAUCAAAUACAUCAGGAGUUAUACAAGUAACAUGUCUCGGUCACCAGGAAGAAAGCAGGAGAACCACAAAAUAGGCAGAGAACUUUUUGUACUCACAUACGGGGCUUUGGUAGCCCAGCUGUGCAAGGACUAUGAAAAAGAUGAAGAUGUCAAUGCCUGUUUAGAUAGAAUGGGAUACAGCAUUGGCAUUAGGCUGAUUGAUGACUUUUUGGCUCGUUCAGCUGUGAAAAAGUGCCGUAGUUACUCUGAAACUGCAGAUGUGAUUGCGCAGGUUGCUUUCAAGAUGUACCUUGGGGUCACCCCUAGUGUGAGCUGCAGUAAUGCCACAGGGAAUGAAUUCUCCUUAAUCCUGGACAAAAACCCACUAGUGGAUUUUGUGGAGGAGCUGCCAGCAGAACGAGCAUCACUUUGCUAUUGUAACCUCCUCUGUGGGGUGAUUCGAGGUGCCUUGGAAAUGGUUCACUUAGCAGCAGAAGUUUCCUUCCUCCAGGACAGGCUGAAGGGUGAUGCUGUGACAGAAAUAGGAAUUACAUUUUUAAGGAAGCCUGAAGACAGAAGGCACAGAAGGAACAAAUGAAAGAAAUAUUGGAAGAAAACGCUUGCUUGAGGGAUAUUUGUGCCUUUUGUUUCAGAAGAAGACAGGAUAAAAAUGGCUUUGCUGAAUCAGCUGCACCAGCCACUUGGUUGAAAGGUGAAGAGAGAUGGGCAGCAAAGAGGAGGGACAGGGCAGGGGUGAGCAAUGUUAAUUGUCGUGACACAGAUAUCUGUAAAAAAGAUCAAAAUGAUCACAUACCAGUCUCUUGAGCUUAAUGGAAGUUUUAUCUCAGUAUUUAGUGCAUUCAUCUGUAUACCAGUUGUUUUCAGGUAAAGGUGAUGACCUUUUCCCCUUUUGUUUGUCAGUAAUGUUUCAAAGCAUGGCUGCUAGAGGCACUUUAUUUCCCUGGCUGUGUGUGGUUAUCCAUAAAGGAUUCAUCUGCUGUGAUUGCUGUAUGUCUCACUCACUCACUCACUCAUGCAUGUUUUAAUGUGCAAUGCUUUGCCAUUCAUUGUCCUCCACACUGCACAUCCCGCUAUCUUUGAAACCAGAGAGGGAUGGGCCUUCACUGACAGCAGGAGCUGGUUGUGUUCCUUCCAGCUCUCGAGGCCCCACAUGGAGUUUUGCUGGCACUCCUGUUCAGUCCUGUGCACACACCAGGCUGCAGCACUCUGACAACUGCAGCAGUGCUUGUGUCUCUCCAAGCUAUGGGCCUUUUCAUGUCAGCCUUCUCUCCAAGAGCACUGAUCUUGUGACUAAACUGAGCAAAGCAUGAUGCAUUUAAUGUGUAGCCAUUGUGGAUCUGUACCUGCCUAAGGAAACUUGAAUAAAAAUUCUGAGAUUGCCACACAAAUGGUUUGGUGGUCAUGUUUUCUGCUUUUACCUGGGCUUCACCACCAGCUGUUGAACAUCUUCCUUGUGGCAGUGGACUUGUUACCACAACAUGACUGGGAAGUAGAGAAGGAGCAGCCUCAGAGAAACCCACGUUAUAGGAAAGGUUUAAAGUUGUUUGGUGCAAUGCAAGAUGUCUGGAUAAAGGUUGGACAAAACCCCAGGUCCUAGCACAGCACCCUACCCACAAAGCCACCUUACCCACUUCUCAUCAAAACACUUAUUUGAAACUGAAAUACCAACAACUAAGUUCAGUGUAGCCCUGAAUUAACUCUGAUUUUAUCACUGUGUUUUGGACCUUCUCCUGUAUUUCCCCCAGUCUGUUUACAUCUUCAUCAUGCUGAGUGGGGCCAUCUCUUACCUUGGGUUCAUUCUCACCAGACCUGUACAGUCCUCAUGAUACUCUCUCUCCCAUUGCUUGUCUUAAUAGUGUGGUACAGUGGUGGCAUAGCAUAACAGAGCUUUAAGUGAGUAAUUUUAUAGGGUACAAAAACUAAACUAUUUGUUAACCACCCUUGGUCUCAGCCCAACUGCUGUUACCUGUUACCAGUAAGAAGUGGCAACAUGCAUGUGUAACAAUAUGUUAUAACCAGUAACAAGUUUCCCUGCCUUUUUAUUAUUUUAUUUUUUUUUUAAUUAUAUGUGAAAGGUAUUGUGGAAUUUGUCUGAUUUCAGUGCCUGUGAAAGAGCCCUCAGUGGGGUUUUUGCUGGUAAUGGCCAGCUGGUUGAGAUGGCCAUGUGGCUGACCACAAUAAAGGUUGUUUAUUGGCAAUGGUCAUUUUCACUUUUUCCAGCAACACUAGCCAAAUAUUCUCUUUUUUAUAAUUACU